Molecule: messenger RNA, 669 nt
Organism: Penicillium cataractarum
Lineage: Eukaryota; Fungi; Ascomycota; Eurotiomycetes; Eurotiales; Aspergillaceae
Exons: 3
Coding region: 1-669 (222 amino acids)
Source: RefSeq, a predicted model, not a curated record
AUGAGCGACUCAGCUGGGCCGGAUUGCCCAGCUGGACAAUCCGGGGACGAGCAAGGCGGCACUGAUCCACUUGACUUAGUGAGUAUCGCUUAUCCCAUCUGUUCAUCACUUAGUAACAGUUUGAAUCUAGCUUCUGGGACGUCAUCGAGAAAGAAAAAAGCGCGCGGGAUUACGAAGAGAAUUGCAGGCUAUGAGGAAGAGCUUACAACUUCACGCAUUAACUACCUCCAAUACAAGCGCAAGCUUGAGACCGCGAUCACAGAACUGGGUGAUGAAGACAGGGAAGUGCUGGUUGCGGCCCACGGCGAAGACUUGGCCUACUCCCGGGUUGAAACAACUGCCGGAAUCGAUAUUAAACGCGAUACUGGUGCACCUGACUCGAUUCUAGGCGAAAAUCUGAAGACCGCGACGAUCAUGCUGAAGGAGCUUGUCCUCCACGUGACGCAGAUUUACGCGGCUUUGAGGGCUUCUGAGGACAAUGCAGCAAAUGCUCAGGCUGAGAACACCUCGACAGAUGAGCUAAAAGCGGCACGUAUCUCCUACCUUCAAGGCAAGCGUAAGCUUGCAAAGGCGAUUUUUGAGCUAUCUGAGGGGGAAGAGGAGGUGCUGAUACAGAUCUACCGCGAAGACUUGACCUACUGCCGGGUCGAAGCAGGUGAAGGUAUUUGA